UAUAUAUGUAUAUGUAUAUAUAUAUAUAUAUGCCUCUCAAGUGAAUUGCGAGCUCCUGGGCUGACCUGACAACUUUCUGAAGCAGGAAAAGAAGAGGAAGGAAGAAGGAAAGCCAACAUCUUGAGGACAAAAAAGAUUAUUAUUAUUUUUAUAUGAUUAUUUUCUCUUAUGUUUCCCACCACCACAAUCAGCACCACUUUGGAAACCAGUUGGAGAAGAGAAGAUCGCCUGGACUUCUAAUUUUUUUUGUGUGUGUGUGUGUGUGGGGGGUGGAGGAGGAGAGAGGGUUUUAUUUAAUUUUUUUUUGGACAGGAGAAGAGAAAAACAACUCCCAACACAACCCAUUUCCACCUGAAGGCACAGACAGACUGACUGACUGACUCUCGAGAGGAGGGGACAGAAAGAGAGCAGAAGGAAGAGAGCGAUUGGACUUCAGCAACAGAACAAAAUCACAGCGAUCGACUUACUUGUUGGUUGGAGGUGGAACAGCUUUUUGCUAAACAGAAGAAGGAAAGGAGAGAGAGAGAGAGAGAGAGAAGAGGAGAGAGGAGAAGGAGAGGAUCUUAAAAAGGAUUGAGAGAGAUUUUGCCCCACUGCAGACCUGGUUGGUUGCAGACAAGAGAACCAGGCAAUACACAAGCUUUAUGCUGCUCUUAAAAUAUAUGCCGGAAAGCUUGAAAAAGUCUAAAAAAUCCGUCGGCAGCAGCAAAGGCAACAGCAGCGGCAAAGGCAGAGGCAAACUGUGCUAUGAGAUCGUAACGCUGUCUGUGAAUAAGAAAAUGGCUGCAGAACUGCACCCGAGCCAAGCCCCCAGCUCCCAGCACAGCCAGCACCACACCAGCAGCCACAGCAAGAGGGGUGCCCACACCCCCAGCAGCACCCAGCACAACAUCAACAACAACCACAUCCACACCGCCAGCACCUGGCAGUGCGUCUACCCCAGCCUCAGGGAAAGGAACGCUGUGAUGUUUAAUAACGAACUGAUGGCUGACGUACAUUUUAUGGUGGGAGCACCAGGCGGGACCCAGCGAGUGCCAGCUCACAAGUAUAUCCUCGCGGUGGGAAGCUCAGUGUUCUAUGCCAUGUUUUACGGAGAGCUGGCGGAGGAUAAAUCCGAUAUUCAUAUCCCAGAUGUGGAACCUGCGGCUUUCCUCAUACUGCUGAAGUAUUUAUACAGCGAUGAGAUUGAUCUGGAGGCGGACACUGUGCUGGCCACACUAUACGCUGCUAAAAAGUACAUUGUUCCUUAUCUGGCCAAGGCGUGUGUGAAUUUCCUGGAGACCAGCCUGGAGGCUAAGAACGCAUGUGUCCUGCUAUCCCAGAGCCGGCUGUUUGAGGAGCCCGAGCUGACACAGCGGUGCUGGGAGGUGAUCGACGCUCAGGCGGAGCUGGCUCUCAGAUCGGAGGGCUUCUGCGAGAUCGACCAGCAAACGCUGGAGAUCAUCCUGUCCCGCGAGACCCUCAACACCAAGGAGGUGGUGGUCUUCGAGGCCAUCCUGAACUGGGCGGAGGCCGAGUGCAAGAGGCAGGGGCUGCCGCCCACGGCUAGGAACAAGCGUGGGGUGCUGGGCAAGGCUCUGUACAUCGUUCGGGUGCCCACCAUGACGCUAGAGGAGUUUGCCAACGGGGCAGCCCAGUGCGACCUCCUGACGCUGGAGGAGACGCAUGACGUCUUCCUGUGGUACACCGCUGCCAACAAGCCUCAGCUGGAGUUCCCCACGGCGCAGAGGAAAGGCCUGGCUCCCCAACGCUGCCACCGCUUCCAGUCCUCCGCCUACCGCAGCAACCAGUGGCGUUACCGGGGCCGCUGUGAUAGCAUCCAGUUUGCGGUGGACAAGCGCAUCUUCAUCGCGGGAUUGGGUCUGUACGGCUCGAGCUGCGGCAAGGCCGAGUACAGCGUGAAGAUCGAGCUGAAACGUCAGGGCCUGGUGCUGGCUCAGAACCUCACCAAGUUCGUGUCGGACGGCUCGAGCACCACCUUCUCGGUGUGGUUCGAGCACCCGGUACAGGUGGAGCAGGACACCUUCUACACCGCCAGCGCCGUGCUGGACGGCAAUGAGCUCAGCUACUUCGGGCAGGAGGGCAUGACCGAGGUGCAGUGCGGGAAAGUCACCUUCCAGUUCCAAUGCUCGUCAGAUAGCACCAACGGCACCGGAGUGCAGGGGGGGCAGAUCCCUGAACUCAUUUUCUACGCAUGAAAAACAGACGACGCUUAGAACAACACCCCCCCCGCCCCUCCCCAAACCAUACUUUGCAUUCAACUGCUGCUAACAGAAGAGGGGCUGGUCAUCACCCACACCUCCCCCUCUCCACACCCCAACUCCAGGCUUGUUGCCUCCGACUGAUGGUAAACUAACCCCUUUCUCUCCCCCCCCAGCCCAGCCCCCCCCCCCUCCCCCCACAUCCUGCGACUACACUCCGCUUCCUGCUGCCAACACGGAGCCUGACGAUCUGCAACUCAUAUUUCGUUGAACGAAUGUUUUUUUUUCUGACUGUAAAUUAAUUUUAUUUAUUUGAAGGGUAAAUGGGCUGAGAAUGGUGUAUCUGCUGUGAAGGAGUGACCAGUGGGGGUGGGGAUGGGGUCUGGCCCGUGUAUACACACAGGUGACGGUUAAAUACUGUGGCUUGAAGCUGACCGAUGAAAUGGAAUGUCUGACACACAUCCGUGUACUUGCAAUCGAUAAAUGUGUACAGUAUAAAGGUUUUGUACAAGA
Messenger RNA from Callorhinchus milii (elephant shark), 2714 nucleotides. It is a transcript of the gene btbd6b, whose product is annotated as BTB (POZ) domain containing 6b. The record is from RefSeq and is a predicted model, not a curated record. The transcript has 5 exons. Gene Ontology annotation, molecular function: protein binding. Gene Ontology annotation, biological process: neurogenesis. Lineage: Eukaryota; Metazoa; Chordata; Chondrichthyes; Chimaeriformes; Callorhinchidae. The coding region runs from base 645 to 2198 and encodes 517 amino acids. Gene Ontology annotation, cellular component: cytosol.